AACACCAAAGAACACCACUAUCACCACCAUUUACAAUUACACACAUUUUAUUUUUUGGUUUCCUUUUUGUUUGACACAUAAAAGACCCUCACCCAAAUCUCAACCUGAUAAACUUUCUUCCUCUCUGUCUCUCUCUCUUGCAUUUCAAUUCAAUCAAUCUCUCAAUUUUUUUUUUCUUUAUUUCUUCCUUUCAUUUUUAUUUUCUGUCUCUUCUUAUUACCCCAAAAUUUUGGCCUACUUUUCAUCAUCACUUUAUACCCCAACAAUCCAAAGAACAAGACUUUCCUCCCCAAGUCUUGAUUUUUAUUUCUGGGAUUCUACUAUUAAGCCCAAAAAAUGUGUUUUUUGAACAUUUCAUUAAGGAUCUGUGCUUGACCUAUCGAGAUUUUGGAGGAUAAUUGAUCUAAGAUCUGGGGGGGUGGUGAGGAUAUUAAGUGGAAUGUGAAUUGCAUGGGGUGAGGAUGCCAGAGUUGAGAAGCGGAGCCCGGAGAUCAAAACGCCUUGAUGAUCUUCAGCCUCCUCAACCUGUUGAUCAAGCAGAGAAUUGGGUACUGCCUGCUCAAAACAGAACCAGGAGGAGAGUUGGUGGACGAGGAAGGGGUAAUGCUGCAGCUGUAGCCAAAGGGCCCUCACCGGCGGUACCUACAAGGCCAACAGCUGCUGGUAGAGGCCGGGGCAUAAGGUUGAUAGAUUUAGACCCUGAGCCUUGUCAGGUUCUUCCUGAGGCUGCACCUUUAGCUGCUGCAGAACCUGCUUUAAAUCGAGUAGAGGUAGUGGCAGAUAAAGAUAUUGCGAUGGAGGGUGGGAGCGCUGACAAAAUAAUGGGGGUUGAAGAAGAAGCUAGCACAACCCCAGUUCCUGAACGGGUACAAGUGGGUAAUUCUCCUGUAUAUAAGAUAGAAAGGAAAUUGGGUAAGGGUGGUUUUGGCCAAGUUUAUGUUGGCCGAAGGGUAAGCGGUGGUAGUGAUAGAACUGGACCAGAUGCAAUUGAGGUGGCCUUGAAGUUUGAGCACCGGAACAGUAAAGGCUGCAAUUAUGGUCCGCCUUAUGAGUGGCAAGUGUACAAUACCCUAAACGGAUGCUAUGGGAUUCCUUGGGUCCAUUACAAGGGUCGCCAGGGAGACUUCUACAUUCUGGUAAUGGAUAUGCUUGGUCCUAGCCUAUGGGAUGUUUGGAAUUCUCUAGGACAAUCGAUGUCACCAACUAUGGCUGCCUGCAUUGCAGUGGAGGCAAUAUCAAUUCUUGAAAAGCUUCAUUUAAAGGGGUUUGUGCAUGGAGAUGUGAAGCCUGAGAAUUUUUUACUAGGUCAACCUGGAUCAGCUGAUGAGAAGAAGCUAUAUCUUAUUGAUCUUGGUUUAGCUUCUAAAUGGAAAGAUGCACACUCUGGUCAACAUGUUGAUUAUGAUCAGAGGCCUGACGUGUUCAGGGGAACAAUUAGGUAUGCUAGUGUACAUGCACAUUUAGGUCGGACUGGAAGUCGUAGGGAUGACCUUGAGUCAUUGGCAUACACAUUGAUAUUUCUAUUAAAAGGACGGUUACCGUGGCAGGGUUAUCAGGGGGAUAACAAGAGUUUUCUGGUUUGCAAGAAAAAGAUGGCCACUUCUCCAGAGUUGAUGUGUUGCUUUUGUCCUGCCCCAUUUAGACAGUUUCUUGAAGCUGUUACAAAUAUGAAGUUUGAUGAGGAGCCCAAUUAUGCCAAGCUCAUAUCCUUCUUUGAAAGCCUAAUUGAACCAUGCACGCCAUUGAGGCCAAUAAGAAUUGAUGGAGCUCUUAAGGUUGGGCAAAAGCGGGGAAGAUUAGUCAUUAAUUUGGAAGAAGAUGAGCAACCGAAGAAAAAAAUACGGCUUGGUAGUCCUGCUACUCAGUGGAUUUCUGUUUAUAAUGCACGCCGUCCUAUGAAGCAGAGAUAUCACUACAAUGUAGCAGAUUCGAGGUUGCGUCAGCACAUAGAUAAGGGUAAUGAAGAUGGAUUGUUUAUUAGUUGUGUCGCUUCAGCAGCUAAUCUCUGGGCCCUGAUCAUGGAUGCCGGAACGGGAUUCACUUGCCAGGUUUAUGAUUUGUCAACAGUCUUUCUGCACAAGGAUUGGAUUAUGGAGCAGUGGGAAAAGAACUACUAUAUAAGUUCAAUAGCUGGAGCAAAUAAUGCGAGUUCCUUGGUUGUUAUGUCAAAAGGAACUCCUUACACCCAGCAGUCCUACAAAGUGAGUGAAUCUUUUCCCUUCAAGUGGAUAAAUAAGAAGUGGAAAGAAGGCUUUCAUGUAACAUCAAUGACAACUGCUGGGAGUCGCUGGGGUGUGGUAAUGUCAAGGAACUCUGGAUUUUCUGAUCAGGUUGUGGAGCUUGACUUUUUGUAUCCAAGCGAAGGAAUACAUCGGCGAUGGGAGAGCGGUUACAGAAUAACAUCUAUGGCUGCAACUGCAGAUCAAGCUGCCUUCAUACUGAGCAUUCCUAAACGAAAAAUGAUGGAUGAAACUCAGGAAACUCUGCGUACAUCUGCCUUUCCUAGCGCCCAUGUAAAGGAAAAAUGGGCCAAAAAUCUCUACAUUGCAUCAAUUUGUUACGGGCGGACAGUCUGCUAAUUCUGGAGUGUACAUUGUGACAUAGUCCAAAAAGGAAAAAAAAAUAAUUUGAAAGUUCAAAUUUUGGAAAGCUGUUGAGGUAUUUUUGGUCUUGAAUUGAGUAUGGGUGGGGUUAACUCUGCUAUAAAAUCUCCUCAUAUGGAGUGUAUAAAGGGGAAAAGGAAAAGAAAGAAAAAAAGAAGAGAAUUCAUAGAAUUUGGGAGUUGGAAUUCUAAUGCCCUGAGCGACCUUGAGAUAGUGUGGGCAGCUGUUUGUCAAAACAUACAUUUCAUAGUAACCGGUCUUGUGCUUUGAAUUAUCA
Theobroma cacao (cacao) is the source of this 2880-nucleotide messenger RNA. Its product is annotated as Protein kinase family protein. Gene Ontology annotation, biological process: protein phosphorylation. The record is from RefSeq and is a predicted model, not a curated record. Gene Ontology annotation, molecular function: protein kinase activity; ATP binding. NCBI's taxonomy places the organism in Eukaryota, Viridiplantae, Streptophyta, Magnoliopsida, Malvales, Malvaceae.